Messenger RNA from Phacochoerus africanus (Common warthog), 1134 nucleotides. RefSeq names its product small integral membrane protein 12 (gene SMIM12). The transcript has 2 exons. Bases 205 to 483 code for a protein of 92 amino acids. The record is from RefSeq and is a predicted model, not a curated record. Lineage: Eukaryota; Metazoa; Chordata; Mammalia; Artiodactyla; Suidae.
CAGCGCGGCCCGCGGCGUAGCCUAGCUUUCCCAGUCCUUUGGCUGGAGUUCAGCCAAUCCCGGCGCUCCGAAGGAGCCGGCGCCGGUGAGCGGGGUCCCGGGGCGAGGCCCCGCGGGUUCCUGGAAUUGGCGACGUUGGUGCCCCCGGUGCGCCAGUGGAGGGCGGGAGCCCGACGGAGGAGUGCGGGCUGCGGCGCAGAUGUCAUGUGGCCUGUGCUUUGGACCGUGGUGCGUACCUAUGCUCCCUAUGUCACAUUCCCUGUGGCCUUUGUGGUCGGGGCUGUGGGCUACCACCUGGAAUGGUUCAUCAGAGGGAAGGAUCCCCAGCCUGUGGAGGAGGAGAAGAGCAUCUCAGAGCGCCGGGAGGACCGCAAGCUGGAUGAGCUGCUAGGCAAGGACCACACCCAGGUGGUGAGCCUUAAGGACAAGCUGGAAUUUGCCCCUAAAGCUGUCCUGAACAGAAACCGACCGGAGAAGAAUUAACAAAGGACACAGGGCCCUAUGGGUCCUUCAGUGGGCCUUGUCUGGCCCUGCCACCAUGUCGACUCAGCUCUAGAACCCACAUCUGAUUUGCUUUAUCGCUUCUGGCCCCUCUCGCCCCACACAGCCACACACUCUGGCUGCUCUGCUGUGGCCAGGCAGAUGCGCUGGUAGCUGAGGGGCCAAUGAAGAGGAAGGCUCACGAGGGUUCCAGCCUGAAAGUUGCAUCUGCUGGUUGGUGGCCACCGCUGCUCAGGCUUCUUCGCUGCUGGGUGCACCACUGGGAGGAGUUAUGAGAUGAACACUGGCUCUCAGUCCCUUCGGGGAAGCAGUUCAGCCCCAAGGGGGAGUGGCUGGGAUUGGGGGUUGUCUUUAGGAGGGAUACCUACAUGUCUAGUUCCAGUUUGCACUGGGAGGAGGUCACGGAUCUGCCUGGCUCCCUUCACUAGCUUGACCUGUCUUUUGUGCUCGUUCUCCCUCCAGUCCUGGCCUAGCACUCAGGCAGGGAUUCCCCUGGGAAGGAAAGCCCUUUCGUUCUUGGGAGCCCAGGCUGUUCACCUUGGGGCAUGUGACUUCGCUUGAAAACAGUCACUACCUUUCACCCCCCCAUCACUGUUCAGUGCAAAACUUGAUUAAAGUGGUGUCUGAGAACCA